Molecule: messenger RNA, 1124 nt
Organism: Drosophila persimilis
Lineage: Eukaryota; Metazoa; Arthropoda; Insecta; Diptera; Drosophilidae
Exons: 1
Coding region: 63-962 (299 amino acids)
Molecular function (GO): structural molecule activity
Source: RefSeq, a predicted model, not a curated record
UGCAAUUGAACGCAUUGAACGUUUCAAGGUGAUUACAUAAAGCCGAAUCGGGAGGAAAAACUAUGCAGAAAGCCAUAAAGAAGGAGCUCAGUUUCUCACUGGACACCCUGGAGCGGUAUCGGGCCAAGUAUGGGCGCAGUGCAUCGCUGGACACAAACGGGCAUGUGAUCUACACAGAGAAUGAGUCCGCUUUGAGUAUAGGUGGUGUUCCGGCACCGGCAACCAAAUCGCCGGCCAGCAUAUUCACAAGAUCUUCUUCGCCGCCGAAGCUAACCAAACUGCAGGAGCUGCAAAUGAAGAAGGAGGCCUACCUCAGGGCCCGCGAGCACGAGAAGGAAAUGGAGCAGCUGCAGAGCAUACAAAAGAAAACCACAAAUGGCCUGGACGCGGCCAAAGCCAUGCCACCCAAACUGGAAAGCCCAACGAAGACCCCUCCCCCUGCCACGGGCACUGCAGCCGCUGCGGCGACUGCCACCAAAUCCCCGACGCCAGCAGGGUACUCCAACUGGUCGAACCACCAUACAACGCUCUCCUCGCAGCCCUGGGUGGCCAUCUCUGAACUUAUGUACUUUUGCGACAAAUACGAGUUCACGAGCCUGAGCACAAGAGACCUGAAGACACACCAGGAGAUUGUGGCCGAGGUGAGGGCUCUGCUGUCGGGCAAGGCUCCGUUUGAUCAACGAACCCGCUUCCCGGGCAACAUACAUGACCCGGAGAACCUCUGGGUCUGCAUUGGGCGCUGCGCCAGCGUGGAGUAUCACCUCCAGCGCAUUAUCAGCAUCUUUAGGAAGCCCCUCAAUCAGCUGACGCCGGACAAGCAACGGACCGUGCGUCAGAACUUUCAUCUGGCGGUGAGCGAGCUGCGGCUGGACAUCUCGGCGAGGAUCAGCGAAGUGCGUCUAUACGACCGCCUGGUAUUCGAACGGGAGUUUCGUCUGGAGUGGCAGGAGGCUGACGCCUAACAGGGCGUUAGUGAAAAGCGGUAGAAGGACACACGCGUGUGGUAACAAUCGACAAUAACUUUUAUUUGCAACACUUUUUGGAAUUGAUCCAUAUCAUUUUUCGGUGCAUGGUGAAAAACGGUUACAAAAAUACACACAGGAUUUGUAUGGAGUACACCGAUG